Messenger RNA from Grammomys surdaster, 1251 nucleotides. Its product is annotated as olfactory receptor 6B1. The transcript has 3 exons. The record is from RefSeq and is a predicted model, not a curated record. NCBI's taxonomy places the organism in Eukaryota, Metazoa, Chordata, Mammalia, Rodentia, Muridae. Gene Ontology annotation, cellular component: membrane. Bases 253 to 1188 code for a protein of 311 amino acids. Gene Ontology annotation, molecular function: olfactory receptor activity; G protein-coupled receptor activity. Gene Ontology annotation, biological process: G protein-coupled receptor signaling pathway.
AUCCACAGCUUGAUGUGUUCUAGUCCACAAAAGUACUCACUAGAAGGCUAUGGGAGCUCUGGCCCCAGAGUGCUGGAAGAUCCAGCCAGGUGUCACACUGGACACAAAUGUGGUCUCAAUGUCCAGGAACAUCCACUUAUAUAGCCCUCGCCAUCUGCUGCAAAGCAGUGGGAAUCAGUGAGGAAUUGUUUUUCACAUUCUACCUUAUCAGAGGCUGCUAAACCAAGAAAAGCUAGGUCCUGUGUGCUUGAUAUGGAUGUGGAGAACCAGACGCGGGUCACCAAGUUCAUUCUGGUGGGGUUUCCUGGAAGCUUGAGUAUGAGAGCAGCUGUGUUCUUGAUGUUUCUUGUGGCCUAUAUUCUGACUGUAGCUGAAAACGUGAUCAUCAUCCUACUGGUGCAGCAGAACCGGCCACUACACAAGCCUAUGUACUUCUUCCUCGCCAACCUGUCUUUCUUGGAGACCUGGUACAUCUCUGUGACUGUGCCCAAGCUUCUGUUCAGCUUCUGGUCCAUGAGUAACAGCAUCUCCUUCACCCACUGUAUGAUACAGCUUUACUUCUUCAUUGCACUUAUGUGUACGGAAUGCGUUCUCCUAGCUGCGAUGGCCUAUGACCGUUAUGUGGCUAUCUGCCGCCCAUUACAUUACCCCACUAUUAUGAGCCAUGGACUUUGUUUCCGCCUGGCUCUUGGUUCCUGGGUCAUCGGCUUCGGCAUCUCUUUGGCAAAGAUCUACUUCAUCUCUCGACUCAGUUUCUGUGGCCCCAAUGUCAUCAACCACUUCUUCUGUGACAUCUCUCCAGUUCUUAAUCUCUCCUGCACAGACAUGUCCAUUGCCGAGUUAGUGGACUUUGUCUUGGCUCUGGUCAUCUUUCUCUUCCCACUGUCAAUCACUGUUUUAUCAUAUGGAUGCAUUCUGGCCACUGUGUUACGCAUGCCAACAGGAAAGCAGAAAGCCUUUUCCACCUGUGCUUCCCACCUCGUGGUGGUUACCAUCUUCUACUCAGCUACUAUUUUUAUGUAUGCCAGACCCCGAGCUAUCCAUGCCUUCAACAUGAACAAAGUUAUUUCUAUCUUCUAUGCCAUUGUAACACCAGCCCUCAAUCCUUUCAUCUAUUGCCUAAGGAACCGAGAGGUCAAAGAAGCUCUAAAGAAAUUGAUAUAUUGCCAGGCCACCCAAUCUGACUAGUCUCCUAUGGCUCAUUGGAAAGAAAAGACUGCCUUCUCUGCUGUCCUAUGUUCUCUCUCUUUC